This is a messenger RNA of Esox lucius (northern pike), 2930 nucleotides long. It is a transcript of the gene slc9a6b, whose product is annotated as solute carrier family 9 member 6b. The transcript has 16 exons. The record is from RefSeq and is a predicted model, not a curated record. Gene Ontology annotation, biological process: sodium ion transport; regulation of pH; proton transmembrane transport. Gene Ontology annotation, cellular component: membrane; recycling endosome. Bases 147 to 2120 code for a protein of 657 amino acids. Gene Ontology annotation, molecular function: sodium:proton antiporter activity. NCBI's taxonomy places the organism in Eukaryota, Metazoa, Chordata, Actinopteri, Esociformes, Esocidae.
CGCUGAUGUGUUUUUGACAGAACGUAUGAUGUUGUUAUUGGUUGUCAGGGUCUACGUAUGGUUUAAUAGAAUAAAUCCCUUUAUUCGUUUUACCUAGUAUCUUUACAUUUAUAUUUGUAGGUAGUCAAGCCGUCGAGAAUACGGCUAUGGAUAAUGUUGCUACAGAAAGGAGAGCUGAGGAAAGUCAUAGACAAGACAGCGCAGAUCUUCUUAUUUUCAUAAUGCUCUUAACGCUCACUAUUCUAACUAUUUGGCUGUUUAAACACCGUCGUUUUCGAUUUUUACACGAAACAGGAUUGGCUAUGAUUUAUGGUCUGUUGGUGGGGGUGAUACUUCGCUUUGGGGUUCAUGUGCCACGAAAUACGAACAAUGUGACUAUGAGUUGCAGUGUGAAUGCCAGCCCUGCAACUCUUCUGGUGAACGUCAGUGGGCGCUUCUAUGAGUACACUCUGAAGGGUGAAGUCAGCACGGUCAAGGGGCCCGAAGUGCAGGAUGAUGAGAUGCUUAGGAAGGUGACCUUUGACCCUGAAGUAUUUUUCAACAUAUUGCUUCCUCCAAUCAUCUUCUAUGCUGGCUACAGCUUGAAACGGCGACACUUCUUCAGAAACCUGGGGUCCAUCCUUGCGUACGCUUUUAUGGGGACAGUCAUAUCGUGCUUUGUCAUUGGGCUGGUUAUGUACGGCUGUGUUUCUUUAAUGAAGACAGUUGGGCAGUUGGGAGGGGACUUCUUCUUUACCGACUGCCUCCUUUUUGGUGCCAUUGUUUCAGCCACAGACCCAAUCACAGUGCUUGCCAUAUUCAACGAGCUCAAGGUGGAUGUGGACCUCUAUGCCCUGAUGUUUGGAGAGAGCGUCCUCAAUGACGCCGUGGCCAUCGUCCUGUCUUCGUCCAUAGGUGCCUACCAGCCAGCUGGGGACAACAGUCACACGUUCGACGCCACAGCAUUGAUCAAGUCCUUCGGCGUCUUCCUUGGAGUCUUCAGUGGUUCUUUCGCCCUCGGAGUGGCUACGGGCGUCAUGACUGCACUGGUCACCAAGUUCACCAAGCUGCGCGACUUCCCCUUGCUGGAGACGGCCCUCUUCUUCCUGAUGUCGUGGAGCACCUUCCUGCUGGCCGAGGCCUGUGAAAUGACCGGUGUGGUGGCGGUGUUGUUCUGUGGCAUGACCCAGGCUCACUACACUUACAACAACCUCUCUCCUGACUCCCAGAACAGGACCAAACAGCUGUUUGAGCUCCUGAAUUUCCUGGCUGAGAACUUCAUCUUUUCCUACAUGGGCCUGACACUGUUCACCUUCCAGUCCCAUGUGUUCAACCCCAUGUUCAUCAUCGGAUCAUUUAUUUCAAUAUUUCUUGGCAGGGCGGCCAACAUCUACCCCCUCUCGUUUCUGCUCAAUUUGGGCCGUAAGAACAAAAUUGGGUCUAACUUCCAGCAUGUCAUGAUGUUUGCCGGCCUGCGGGGAGCCAUGACCUUUGCCCUCUCUAUCCGGGACACGGCGACAUAUGCCCGGCGGAUGAUGUUUUCCACCACUCUGCUUAUCGUAUUCCUGACUGUGUGGGUGUGUGGGGGCGGGACCACCCCAGUGCUGUCCUUCAUGAGCAUACGUGUGGGAGUGGACUCAGACCAAGAUAAUUCUGUGAAUGCAUUAGACGGUAUCCAACGUAGGGACACCGAACACGAGAGGGCCUGGCCUUUCAGGAUGUGGUACAACUUCGACCAUACCUACCUGAAACCCCUAUUAACCCACAGUGGCCCUCCCCUCACCGCCACCCUGCCUGCCUGCUGUGGCCACUUGGCACACUGUCUAACCAGCCCUCAGGCAUAUGAGAACGAAGGGCGUCUGCACAACGAUGACUCCGACGACCUGGUCCUGAAUGACGGCAAUGCCACCAUGUAUGAGGAUGUGACUGUGAGCACCGACGCCUUGGGAACCCGUACCGCCAACCCCAAACACUCCCGCAUGCCAGCGUUUGGAGAACAUGAACUGGUAGUCAGGGGAACAUGUCUGGUCAUGCAACUGGAUGACCCCACUAUGAGCACGCCACCUCCUGCCACCUCCCCCCCACCAUUCUCCGACCCCUUUGUAGACCCCUUCUCUGAACCCAGACGCAACAGACUUUGAAAAGUGCCAAAAGUGUGUGUGUGUACGAUUUAUUUAUUUGUCCUUAUUUUGUUGCGAUGCCAUUUGGUGUGAUACUCAAUGUUGCUAUUACCCCACAUGAAUAUUCUCGGGUUUCAAGAGCCAUGUCUACCUAUUUUUCCCGUCCAGAGACGUAUAUUUAUAUUGUAUGGGUGUUUUGUACUUCAUGGGCUGGGAGUAGCUUCGGAUGCACUGUAGUUGAUGUUAGGAGUUCUGAAAAAUGUGCUGCUCUCUUUUCUUUACCUGACCACUACUGCCUGAUGUUAGGGGAAUUGUCAUUUACAGCUGAGAUGUUUGUGUUGGGGCUAUAGGUGGCUGAACUGUUUUGAAGUGCCUAAUGAUAAAAUGUCUAUCUAGAUGUGUACAUAUAGAUAAUAAUAUGCAUUGUUAUAACUUGGAACCCAGCUCAAUGUAUUAACAAGACCCUGCAAGAUCUAAUGUGUAUUAUGAAUACUAUUCAGAAGUGGUCAUAUUUGCAAUAGUUUGUAGGAUUACAUCUUCAAAAUGUGUGGAUGGGCUCCAACAUUGCUAGUUGGAACUGUUAUUCUGAUCACCUGCCUGCUAUGCAGGAUUUGUUUUAUUUUAUUUCUUUAAAGAUAUACACCUGCCUAACCCUUUCCUUUUUAGACAGGUAGGCAGCUUCCAAUAUUCAGAUUUUGACAUUUGUUUAUGUUUUAAAUGUUUUUUUUUUAUUGUAAUCCUUAUGUAAUAUUAACCACUUAAGCUUACUAAUGUGGUGAUAGACCUGACAAGAUGGUACAUAGUGUACAAUAAAUCUAAUAUGUAAUCAAA